Fusarium fujikuroi IMI 58289 is the source of this 912-nucleotide messenger RNA. RefSeq lists its product as uncharacterized. The record is from RefSeq and is a predicted model, not a curated record. The coding region runs from base 1 to 912 and encodes 303 amino acids. Lineage: Eukaryota; Fungi; Ascomycota; Sordariomycetes; Hypocreales; Nectriaceae. The transcript is spliced from 2 exons.
AUGACUUCUGAUGACGGCAAUGAGGAGAUUGAAAUCCUUAUCGAAGACCCUGAUUUUGCAUACCGCAGACAUGUCCCUGAUGACCCUUUGGAAACCGCCCGCCGUGCCGCCUGCUUCGAGAUGCUGAAGAACGGAACCGGAGACGGCAGCAGCUUGGUAGAGAUGACGGCCCCGUGUCAGACACCAAAGGAAUGGCUUCAGAGUCUCACCACAGUUGACUUUUCAGACCCUUCUGCUGUCGUCAACCUUCGCAUGGACUUGGCCACCAAUAACGUCCCACACUUCGAUCUGGUUACCAACGGUGAGCCAGCCUUUACUGUGACAUCAUUUCCUGGAAUUAUGACCGUGGAUGAUGUACCACCGACGAAGCCGUCCGCUUUCUCAUCCUAUGUUCCCAGCGAUCAUCCGGGCCUGUUGUGUCUUGAGUUUACCAGUCAGUCCAAUAUCUUUGCUGCUCUCCACGAAGGCGAGACCCCCAAACCGUCAGCAGCUGGUCUACCCCUUCCUUCCAUCGUACUGCCGAUCGGGCAGUUACGGAGACGAUACAAGGACACGGCCGGCAUCUACUCAAUCGAUACUGAAUAUGUCCUGGUAGUCGAUGCCGUCGCGGAUGCGCACCCUAUCUGGCUGAUUUUUGACCGGUACAUUAGAAGUCAUGAGGAUCCCGGUUCCUACAUUAAACCAAACAUAGUUGAGCCUGUAUUCAGUGGUACAGAGAAGAACUUUGAUGCCACCCAAGUGUUGCCAAGUAUUCAAGACUGGAUCCAAUCCUAUGGCAACCUCGAUCUCACGCAAAUUCGGGAUUCGUUUCAACAGACCGGGAUGACAGGAGAAAUCAGGGCCAGAAACGUGACUUUCGGGAAUUUUCUGGCGUCCUGGAACAGAGUCACUUCUGUUGAUGAGCACAAAUAG